CCUAUUUCAACGCACUCUCUCUUCAAGUUCAAGAUCAUUCUCAAACUCUCUCUCUCUCUCUCUCAAUUUGAUUCUCUUAUGCUUUAAGGAUUGGGAAAAUCAGUGGUGGAUUUCUGAUUUAAAAUUAUGUAUAGAGCUUCUUCUUCUAUGCAAUCUGAUGUGAAGAUUGAGAAUAAUAUUUCUACUAUGAAAACUCGAGAGAGUAAUGUGAGAGUUACUAGAUCAAGAGCUAAGGCUUUAGGAGUGUCAAUGUCUCCAUGGAAACCGGUUUUUAAACAGGAGUCAAAGCGUGUUGUUAGACCGAGUAACAAACGAAUGGCAUCAGAUAAUAACAAAGUUUGUAAGAGACGGGCGGUGCUCAAGGAUGUGACUAAUACUACUUUGGCAGGAAGUAUAGUUUGUACACAAGGCAAUGUUAAGGCUACAACGCGAGGUCGAAAAGAGAUUAAGCAAGUAGCAGAAAAAGGCUUGGUAGAUGUGGAUAUCGAAAAAUCGAAAUUAGCAGAAGAUUUGUCAAAGGUUAGGAUGGUUGAAUCCUUAGAUGCCUCUGCUCAAAACUCUAAAGAUGGAGAAGUUACUAACAAAAACGAAGAUGAAUCCGAUGUCUCAGAUUGUCUUCAGGUUGUAGAUAUAGAUGCCAGUGUCCAAGAUCCUAAGUUUUGUAGCUUAUAUGCUGCAAGUAUAUAUGACAACAUUCAUGUUGCAGAGCUUGACCAAAGACCUUCAACUAGCUAUAUGGUGCAAGUGCAGCGAGAUAUCGAUCCAACUAUGCGCGGGAUUCUGAUUGAUUGGCUUGUGGAGGUUUCUGAAGAGUACAAGCUGGCUUCAGAUACACUUUACCUUACCGUGAAUCUAAUUGAUCGGUUCAUGUCUCAUAACUACAUUGAAAAGCAGAGGCUUCAGCUGCUUGGUGUCACUUGCAUGCUAAUAGCCUCAAAAUACGAAGAGAUUAGUGCACCGCGGUUGGAGGAGUUUUGCUUCAUUACAGACAAUACAUACACAAGACAAGAAGUACUAAGUAUGGAGAUUCAAGUUUUAAACUUUCUGCACUUUCGGUUAUCAGUUCCAACCACCAAAACGUUUCUAAGGCGAUUCAUUCUAGCAGCUCAAGCGUCCGAAAAGGUUCCCCUCAUUGAGAUGGAGUUCUUAGCAAACUAUUUCGCGGAACUCACUCUCGUGGAAUAUACUUUCCUAAGGUUCCAGCCAUCCUUAAUUGCCGCUUCAGCGGUUUUCUUAGCAAGAUGGACACUCGACCAAUCUAGCCAUCCAUGGAACCCAACUCUGCAGCACUAUACAAGAUAUGAGGCAUCUGCUCUAAAGAACACAGUGAUUGCAAUGGAGAAUUUGCAGCUCAACACCAAUGGAAGCACCCUUAUUGCUAUACGAACCAAAUACAACCAAGAAAAGUUUAAAAGUGUGGCAACACUAACAUCUCCUGAACGUGUCACUACACUCUUCUCAAGAUGAAACAGUUUGGAUUUUUUGGAUUCUCCUGAUAUAUAUGAACAAGUCAGCACAUCUCUUAGUUUGCAUCAGGAGACCGACCAAUCCUAUUUUCAGACAUCAAUUUUGGUCUCUGCAGUUUAUGGAAUAGUUGUAAUUUCUUUGUAAGUUGUCUUGUCUGUUUCUCCUGUAACUGUUGUUUAGUUGUCAGGUGCUUCCAAAACAGUGGACAUAUCAUGGAAAAUUGUAUAAACCAAACACAGUUUUGACACAUCAUAUCUCAUGAGAUUGUCAUUUAGUAA
Capsella rubella is the source of this 1745-nucleotide messenger RNA. Its product is annotated as cyclin-A2-1. The record is from RefSeq and is a predicted model, not a curated record. The coding region runs from base 127 to 1467 and encodes 446 amino acids. The transcript has 12 exons. Gene Ontology annotation, molecular function: cyclin-dependent protein serine/threonine kinase regulator activity. Gene Ontology annotation, biological process: mitotic cell cycle phase transition; regulation of cyclin-dependent protein serine/threonine kinase activity. Gene Ontology annotation, cellular component: cytoplasm; nucleus; cyclin-dependent protein kinase holoenzyme complex. Lineage: Eukaryota; Viridiplantae; Streptophyta; Magnoliopsida; Brassicales; Brassicaceae.